AUGUACUGGCACACGGCGGGCCUCGUCUGGGCUUGGCCCAAGUCGACCCGCACUCGGACUGUGCCCACGAGCUUGCCGAGCUUCCAAGUGGAUAGCCCCGCCACCAUCAGCAACGGCGCCCUUCAAGUCACCCCGGACUCCGCCUCCGCCGACUUCAAUCCCUUCAAUAACUCCGGCCGCGUUCUCCUCCUACGGAGGUUCAAGCUCUGGCACGACGCCACUGCCCCAGCCGCCUCCUUCAACACCUUAGAUUUAUUAAGACGAGUUACACAGACAACACCGCGAACGGUCAUUUACUUCGAGGCACCGAUGACCUGCAAUAUGCCUGCGUGA
Molecule: messenger RNA, 333 nt
Organism: Striga asiatica
Lineage: Eukaryota; Viridiplantae; Streptophyta; Magnoliopsida; Lamiales; Orobanchaceae
Source: the annotation of a GenBank genome assembly